Molecule: messenger RNA, 1016 nt
Organism: Desarmillaria tabescens
Lineage: Eukaryota; Fungi; Basidiomycota; Agaricomycetes; Agaricales; Physalacriaceae
Exons: 1
Coding region: 125-640 (171 amino acids)
Source: RefSeq, a predicted model, not a curated record
CUUCUUGAAACACGCCUGGGUCAGUGAUUCGAUUUAUGUGAUAUGUUAUGUGUUUAUAAAAUUACAUGCCAAGCUCAGGUCAUGCACUUUUCCGCUCCUUGAUUCCCAACUAUCAUCUCGAGAUAUGUCUACCUCCUCGCCGGUCAACAUUGGCAUUGCUAUCCACCGCCUCGGAGACAAGACCAGUAAAACAGCGUUUUACCAAUGGAACCUUGUCCUCUCCACCGGUUCAUUUGACGCUCGUGAUGUUCGUGUCUACACCAUUUCCAACACGAAAGACAAAGGGCGCACCACCUGUCCAUGGUUUCUCGAUCAUCGAAAAGCCACUCUCCUCCACUCCUCCGCCCUUCAAGGUGUCUUCCAAAUCCCCUUGAUUGUUCCAUUGACAUUAACGGCGCUUGAUGAAUUCAUUCGCCAGUUCUCAUCGACGAGGGAUGGCUAUAACACGAGGGGCCGAGGUUGGGAUGCCACAACGUACACCGUUCGGAUUCUAGACAGCUUGCACGAGGCUGGCUGUAUCAUGCUGCCAUGCAGAGUGGACGAGUUGGUGCUGCACGUCGAACACAGAGUCGCCCGACUGGAGUCGAUGAAGGAGCAACCUGGGUACGGAGGCAUGAAAUUAGCGGUGCUCCCGUUGUGAUCGCGGAGGAAAAUAGAUGGGGCGUGGGUGUCAUUACGGUGUGGCACGAGAGGCGGCUGUCGAUGACAGAUCCGAGAGUCUGGGAACUUUAGGAGUUACAAUCGUCAAUGCGGAAGUUAGGUUGGUUAGAGCUUAGAUCGCUAGGGCUGCCACGAGCAAAAAGGCCUGCUGUUGGUUCGGGUUGUAUUUUUUUUUCUGCUCUUGUCUCAUUUUCAUUUACCUCUGUUGCUGUGUAUCUGCUAUCUUUGUAGUUCAAUUUGAGACCCUGGGUCACGCGCAAUUAUCGUUUACGCGGUCGCCACCGUUCGUUAUGCAUAGUCGUAUUCAUAGAAAUCGUAGGCCGUAUCAGAAUAUUUAGUAAAAAUGGUCAUCACAU